AAGUAAGCGGGUUUUCCUGGGCACGCAUUCCAUCACCAGGAGCACAGCCACACCUCUUUUUCCUGCCCAGCCCUGGCAGAGGUUUUUUUUGGGGAGGUGGGGCAAGUCUUUAAAAGCCUCCUUCAACAGGAGUUUGCUUUUUCACACACUUAAUAUUUUGAAACACUUCAGCUCUGGUUGGACUUUUCUCUCACUGAGAUCUACCCAGCUUGUUUACCAGGAUGACCAAAUCUAAGUCAUCAUCGACAACUAUCAAUGUCAUCCUUGCUUUGCUGGCCUUGUGGUCAAUCAUCUCACUUAUUAUAAUAGUGGUGUGGGCCACCUCACCAGACAUGAAGGGGGCCAGUCAAUGCAACGCUGAACGUAAGACUCUUGAGCAAAAGUAUAAUGAAGAAAAGUCUGUGUGGGGCAAGGACCGACUCGCGCUGGAAGAGCUUGUGAGGCAAGGCUGGAACAACAAGAGCCUGUUGCUGAGUCAUAUCGACUUGCUGAAGAACCAAACGCAAGUACUUAACCAAUCCCUGGAAUCAUGCACAGAGGAGAAUGCUCUGCUGAGUUCAAACAUCACUGUGCUGGAGAGCGAAAUCGAACUGCAUAAAGCCACAGAGGCCAACCUGACUGCCGAAAACUUGCAGAAGCAAGAGAUGAUCGAACUGCUGGAGCUUAAUCUGACCCAGACCAUCAGCGAGUGGCAUUCUUGUAACAGUUUGCACCAGGCUGCUCAGAUGCUUCAAACAGCAGCGGAGAAACAAAGGGACGGCUGCCAGAGUGGCAAGCUGAACCUACAGAAGCAGCUUGAGAAGUGCAAAAAAACUGAACAAGCACAGCAACAUAAUGAGGUAUUUAUUCCUCCUCAAGCUGACUCUCCUAAUGACGGACCCGUCGGACCAAGAAGUGGUUUUACCCUGGUCAUCAUGGUUUGCAUCAGCCUGCUUUUGAUACCUUAGUGGAGCUGAGAAGAUUUGGUACAUAUUUCAGUACAACACUGUUUCAAGACACCGGAAUAAAGAGAGAACGUAACCUGGACUUGAAGCAUUCAUUACUUUUGCAUUGAAAAGCACUGCUGUAUAAAAGAUAGGAUUGUUCUCUAUGCUGAAAGAGGAUAUCACUGCACGUUAUGUUUAGAAUGAAGAGAAGUAUAUAGAUUUUUUAUUUGAUUUAAAUUCCAUGUUAGUGAUAAUGAAAUCAACACAGGCUUUUAGCAUUCAUUAGUAUUUUGUGUUUUAGCCUAAAACUAAUU
This is a messenger RNA of Trichomycterus rosablanca, 1240 nucleotides long. RefSeq lists its product as uncharacterized. The coding region runs from base 222 to 947 and encodes 241 amino acids. Lineage: Eukaryota; Metazoa; Chordata; Actinopteri; Siluriformes; Trichomycteridae. The record is from RefSeq and is a predicted model, not a curated record. The transcript has 5 exons.